CUCUCGCAGUGCAACAUGUACUCGGCCUGCGCGUCCACCCGCUCGAGCCGAGCCGGCUCGUUGCUGGUGGAGGCGGAGGACGGCGAGCCGGAGCCCGAGGAGGAGGAGGAGGCGGGGCGCGCGCGGGCGGCGUGGCGCAGCGCCAGCUGCCGCAACCUGCGCGACUUCAGCUUCGACGACGCCGGCCGCUCCAAGCGCGGCCGCGACACGCGCAGCAUGCUCGCCGACCUCGACUCCUACUACCCGGCCGGCGCGCGCCGCGUCGACUCGCCCGUCACGCGCUACGACGACGCGCGCACGCUCGCCUUCGUGCUCGGCACGCGCGGCUCGCUGGACGCGCAGCGCGAGAUGAUCACUCGCACCUACUCCGCUAGUUUCCCGGGCGCCAUCAGCGAGCCGCGCCUGGAUCUGCCUGCGUUCGCGCGCAGCGGCUCGCAGGACGACCUGUCGCACGACAGCUACGAGUUGGUGGAGCGGUCGGACGACGAGUGCUCGGAGGCGCGGCCGCGGCGGCGCUCGCUGGCGCGCACGCGCUCCUGCUCGCUCGACUCCGGCAACGACCUGCCGUCCGACGACGACCAGUCGCUCUCGCACCUCUCCGAGUCCGACGACCGCGAGCCCGACCUCGACGUCGUCCGACUCAAAUAUAGGAGUGACAACGACAUACCGCUUGAUCCUUUCUUGAUAGACGAUCCGAGAGUUUUGCCUCGAGAAAAAUUGUCCGUCAGGUCGGACGGUAGUUUCUAUAAAGAAAUUAAGCGUGCUCUCGGAUCGAGGACUUCCAGUCAAGAAUCUAAAAGCGAUAUUUACGACUCAAAAAUUUCUAAAAGUAGCGCAGAAUCUAGUAAAAAAUCUCGCGAUAGCGUUUAUCAUACGGAUAGUAAGAAAUCUCGGGAAACUUUAAAGAGUAAGAGUUCAGAUAGAUCGGGAUCGAGAACGUCCAGUCAGGAUUCGAAGUCUGAUUAUUAUGACUGUAAAAAGAAUCUCUAUGAACCCGAUGACAUUAGUAUUAGACGUCGUAGUAUUACUAGUAUUCAGAAUGCUUAUAUUGAUCCCUUUGAACCCAUAUCGCCAUCUUCUAGUCCUGACUCGACGAAAGAUUUUUACGAUACUCAAUCUACUUUUAUCGGUAUGGAGAAACCAGAAUAUAGUGAGAAAACUUUGUUCGAUAAGUCCCACGAAGAUUUGAUUGCCAAUCUUGCUAAUUCGCCUAAUUAUUAUCAUAUACCAACUCCUUACUCUACAUUUCCUAGUAACAAUAAACAUAAGGAACCUAGUCCUUUACACUCUGCAAGUUUACAAAACGUUGAACUGGAGCAAUACGGCCAGUACUCUGAUCUCAGUCCUCCUAAGAAAUCCGAUGAUUUAUCUACAGAAGAAGAAGAUUUACACCCUCAAACUACACAUAUUUGGCCUGAGAAAAUAGUAGGGCUUGAUACCGAAAUCGAUAAUAGUAGAGCAGCGAAAAUUCACAGUUAUCAAAGACGACGCUCUUCUGAUACUGUAUUCAGUUUUGAUAAAGAAAAAAUUGAAUCGUUGACACGUUCUAUCAGCAAGGAAAAUCCUCCAUCACACCUGGUUAAGGAAUCAUCCAAUGAAUCUGAUGUAAAUGUUCGUAUAUUACCCGCUAUGGAUAGCAUUGAAUAUACAAAAAAUAAAGUGAAAGCAGCCUCAAUUCAAGCGGAAUCACCUUCAAUUCUCCAGUCCGAAUUCGAUAAGAAUAUGCGUAGUAAAGGACAUAUGCAUGUUGUUCGAAAGGAAAGCUUGAAAGAAGAGUUGAUGGCGAAGACACACUUCGAUGAGUAUAAUCCAAAACUUAUUCUUGAGACUAGUUCAAGCAGUCGUCUUACGGACACUGCUAUUCCGUACACUCAUCCUACCGUAGAGAGAACCAAGAGUGAUCCAAAUAGUCUUGCUAAUAGACCUCGAUUCAGUAGCGUCAACUCUCGAAGACAUGUCUUGAUGCAUCAAAAGUCCAUUGACUUAACUCCAGCGGAAUCGAGUGAUGAAGAUUACAUAUUUCGCCAAAUACCAAGUGCCCCGCCGAUUGCUACUAAACGGUCGCACUUUGAAUUACCCUCCAGGAAUGCGGACUACAUACGUACACCCUUUGAUUUACCGAAAAAUUAUUUCAAGGAGUUCGAUGCUUUUAAAGCUGGCAUUAAAGACAAUAAAAAAGUAGAUGAUGGAUACGAUAUACCGUACGUAUUACAUAAAAGGCAUGUCAUGAAUGGGACGGCACCAUCGCCUAUAGAAGAUAAGAGACAACAGCCACCAGAUAUCAUUAUGUUGCCGCCACAAAAUGGCAGACACAUAGUAAGUGCUCAUCCUAGAUGCAAGUAUCACGAUCAUCCGAAGUCUCCGCGUUCGCCAAAAUCACCAAAAUCACCGAAAUCGCCAAAAUCUCCCAAGUCACCAAAAUCUCCGAAGUCACCCAAGUCUCCUAAGUCACCAAGAAAUAGCAUUCAAGUUGAACACUCUUCUAAAUUCUUGGAAGUAGAAAGUCGUGACUUUUUAUUCACACAAAAUAUUGAUUUAUCGAAAGUAGAUCCAGUGACCUUAGAAGUUGAUAAAAGUUGUCAACUGCAACAUUUACCAAGUCCAAAGAGAGAUAUUACAAAAAAUCUGGAUCCAGUAUUGCUUGAGACAUUAAAUUCUAAACUAAGUCAGAUAGAAAGUGACUCAGCUACAAGUUCUAAAACGGACAGUAUUAGACAAGAGCCACAAUUUCCACAUGAUAUUAAAUUUGCUAUAAAUGGUCGUAAUAUACAACAACCACCAAUAUGUAAAGAACCUAAACCCAUGACGGCUGCUGAAAAAUUACGCGCUGAUAUCAAAUCUAAAUCUGAAAAGCUACCACCUAAAAGAGGAUCCAAAGGUCGUGGAACAAGCAAAAAAGGCACAGGUGGCAAAAUCAAGACUAAAAAUAAUAAUAAAAUCAGAAUUACUUCCUUCUCUUCGGAUGAUGAAAGUGUUGAUUCUGAUGACGUAUUUGGUACGACUGAGGCAGCACCUAAGUUAGAAUUUUCUCCGCCACAGUCACGUAAAGAUUUGGAACCCAUUCUGCAACUAGAAUAUGAUAAAAUUACUUCUGGAGCCUGGCAUCGUGGUCAGACUAUGAGCUCUACAGAAAUCGAGGGAUCUCCACCGCAGUGUCGUAAGUUAAUGGAGCUUGAGGCAAAGUAUAACCCUCAAAUACUCGACAGUGUCACUGGUAAUGCUACUGAGUUACGGCGAAUUUCUGAAAGAUCUAUUUCUAUUCCAAGUUCUGAAGAUGACGUUGCAAUUAAAGUACCAGAAAUCAAACAAACAACCAAAGAAAACUCGCCUUGGGAGUACAAUGAAAAUAUACCUUCACCUAUAUUAGAAAGUACAGAAUUUAUCAAGUCAGAUGACGAACACUUGGCAGAUAUGGAAAUUCAAAAGGUAACUGGCAUGGCCACUCAAUCAGAAGAGCAUAGCGAAUCAAAAGACGAUAUAAAAGAUGGAAGUAAGUUGAAUGUGAAAAAGAGUCUACGAGACGAAUUAAUAUCGCCAAUGUUACGUAAACCAGGUGGUACGCCGAUACUUUUUGCUCAUGCAAGAUUAAACCUUUCUGAGGGAUCUGUUUUCUCGCUACAGCGUCAAAAGGCGACACAGGACUCUCCAACAGCCAGCCGUAGGGCCAAAAGUUUAGAUACUCCCGUUAUUCAACUCCACAGAUUACCACCAAUGAAUGCGUUCUCGUCAAAAGACGACACCGUCGAAGAUAUAAAUGAGGAAGGUGAAAUAUUGGAAGAGAAAUCGCUGAUCGAUGAGAAAUCUAUGAAAGCUGUAACGGUUAAGAAAGAAACAAUAGACAAGAUUGAGGAAGUAGAAGAAGAUCAAUCUGCAGAACUCACCGAGGACGUAAAGUCAGUCAUAAUUGAUAACGAAGAACUACAGUUAUUAGAAGAUUUGGUUGAACAGAGAAGACCUAGAUCAUUUAAACGUAGAUAUGAUUUGAGUAAAUUGAAUUCUCAGGUCAAAUCACCAUCACGAUCUCCGAUCAGCAGAUCACCAUUAUCUCGUUCUCCUAUUUCUAAAUCGCCAUCCAGAUCACCUACCUCUUCUUUAAAUUCACCAAGAGGUAGUAUCAGAAAGUUAUCAGAUUUAAGCGAAGAUCAAAUUGUACCUGACAUGGAGAGAAUAAAACGUAAAGAAAAGAAGAAGCUGACACUUAAAACGAAACCCGAGGAAAAGCAAAAGAUUAGUGGUAAACUUAAUAAAGGAGGCUCUUUGGAUACUAACGCGACUAAAGUGAAGGCCUUACAAACUCAAAAGUCAUUGCCAUCUUCUUUAAAAGAACGACCGGACUUUUUAACAGUUCCUCCUCUUGACAUAGCACGUGCUAAAAGUCAAGAGUUAGAGCAAACAGCGAAGAAGAUGGCCAAGGAAAAAUCUAAAUCACUCGAGAAAAUGGAAAUUAAACGUGGCGGAAGCAAAGAAAGGACUAAAUCACAAGAAGAUAGCGAUACUGAAAUUGCAAAACGCAAAGAAAAACAACAAAUGCUGUUCGAAGCGGCCUUAAAACAAACAAAAACUCUUAUUAGUCCAGUAAAAGAUACUUUACCGCCUUUUCCUCCACCAGAGGAUAAAAUACUGGUCAAAACGGAAGGUGACAAGAUUAUUAUUGAAACUAAAAUCAAUAGCAAAGCUGAAGAUCAUGUGUUUAUUGCAAAAUCUCCAAAGAAACUUGAUAACAAAUUGAAUGGUAAAAUCAGCAGGAGUUUUGAGGACCAAAAAACAUCAAAAAGUAACGACAAAAUUAAUAAAAGUAUGGAUGACAAAUCCAGUCAAUCUUUGGAAGAUAAAUUGGACGACCUUGCAGCUCUUCAAAAAUCACCUAAAACUUUAUCUAAAAAACAAGAAAUUAAACAACAGAUUGAAGGAAAAGUAUUUUACCAAAAAAUUAAUCCAAGUGUUAAAUCUAAAAGCUUGGAAAGAAAAGUAGAUCCCCAUCUUGACUCUAAGAUAAAAUCUAAAAGUUUAGACAGAAAUUAUGUAACUCCUCUCUCAAUGGUAACCCCAGAAAUCUGCGAAAGACACUUUAAACAAGAAGUUGUAAAGGUCGACGUACAUCCAAGCGUUAGGGAGGAGGCAGAAAUAGUCAAAGAGCAUGGAAUAAAAGAGAUAUCACCAACUCAUAGCUAUAAAGAAAAGACCGAAGAUGAUUCGUCUAUUGAAUGGAUGACUAGUUCUCAGUAUACCGUUAUAGAAAACGAUACCCAGACUGUUAUAAUGGAACGUCGUAAAAUUGAUAUAUAUAACAAGCAAAGGCAAACCGAGCUACAGGAAAGUAAAAGUGCCCAAAAUAUACAUGAACUAGCAACCACCGAAAGAAAACGUGAGGUAGCACGUUUAACAAGUGAAGAAGAAUCUUUAACUGAAGUUAGUGAACUAAAAGUAUCUGAUGACAGUCAUGUAUUAGGGAUUUCGUUGCCAUAUAUUGAUGCUGAUAGUUCUUCUGAUCAAGAUCAGGGUUCGAAAAAGGGCAAAAGAAUUAGAUUGGCUCGUGGUAAAAGCGAUGAUACUGGUUCUUGGAUAACUAUUGAUUAUGACGAUUAUACCGGGGAUAUAGAAUUACCGCUGUCCGAUACAAGUAACAGGAUAAGCAAAGGUAGAAGAAUAUUAGACACUCAAGGUACAUUCGAUGAAUCUUCAGCAAGUUUAGUAGAAUUCUUAAAACACGAGACUAUGUCUCAAUUAAACUCUGAUACUGAAACAGAGCGUGAUAUAAAAGUCACGCCCGACUCUACUAAAACUGUAGAUUUGAACCUUAAAUGGAAGAAUAAAAAUAAAAUUAUCGUCACACCACCACAAGAAAACAGUCCAACUAUUGAAAAUAUACCAUUUAUAGACUCGAGCACUUCGAAGUCUACAAAUAAAUCUGAAUCUGGUGAGCACACUGGAAGUUCAGGUAGUGACAAAUCGCCAACGGAGCAAAAACCCGAUCAACGAACUUUGUUAACAGCCAAAUCUAGACGUACAGAAUUAUUGAAAUUGAGUGCAGAACGGUCUCGAAGUUCGGAGUCAACCUCAUGGACAAGUAUAGAAAAGGAUGUAAGUCCAUCGAGUGCAAAUAUCAAGGGAAGCUCAAUUGAUGAUGAAUCUAGUGUGAGCUGCUCUAUUGCCAGACCGCUUGGUAUAUCACAAGAUAUUGAAAAACUUAACAAAAAAGACAGAGAGUGCUUAGAAGAGCUUAAACAAGCUAUGGAAUAUGGUGAAGAGCAUUUACUGUCUCAGCACACUUUAUCAAGCGAACAUUCAAAAUCCAAUUCGAAAUCUCCUUCGCCAGUAUGUGCUAGUUCGCCAACAAGGAUAGAAAGUCCUCGAAGUCCUUCAAAAUAUGCAAGAAAAUCACCAACACCUACUUUAGAGAAACAAGGUCAAGUUGAUUCUCAAAAAGCUCCAACUGAUUCGGAAUCCAGUUCUGAAAGUAUUGACAAGACUGUUGAACAGCUGUCGAGGCCGAAUGUCAAGAAGAGUGGCUUAGAUAAAAUUGGUAAGUGUGUUAUUGAAGAAUCUGAAUCGAGUCAAUCAACUUCGAAAACAUCAGACAUCAAAAAAGAUCUCCAUAAAACUGUUAGGAAAACUAAAAUUGCUAUUACAAUAUCCCAGGAAGAUCAAAAUACUACUAUAGAUUUUGAUGACGAUGGCAAUGUUAUUACGUCGUCUUUUGAGAGAGAAUUAAUGAAAAAGAGGUCACUAAAAGACACAGAUCAAAAAAGUUCAUCAAAAUCUAGUAUGGAUACGACAACAACUACUACUCCAUCUAAGGGCUCUCUUAGUGUAGAUGACUCUUCGUCAAGAAGAAAAGGUCGCCUUCUUGAUGACCAGAAGAGCUCAUCUAAAUCUAGUAUGGAUUCUAGAGGAUCUCUCAGUGUGGAAUCGAGAGGAUCUUUUGAAACGACAGAAUCCACCUCUGGCUCCUUAGGAGAAGCUUAUCGUCGCGGUGAAGAGUUAAAGCCUACAUGGCGCCCCUUCUUUGGAGCUUCGGGUAGUGAAAAUAGUACAAGCAUUGAAGAGGCGUGGAUACCUCAAGAUCAUGAAGGGUACGAAAGUCUAACAAUUAAUAAAGACGUCUUUGAAUAUAAUAAUCAAAGAAUGUUGGAUGAUUUCCAAACAUUCUCCAAAAAUCCACCGUUAUCUGCUAAUACAUCUAAAGAUUCUACGGAAGCCGACUUUACAGAUGACCUGAACGAUUUCCCCGUAAAUUUUCUUUAUCCAGCGACAUCGUCAACUCCUUCGGAUGUUGUUAUUGGCUAUGGUCAAAAUUUCGGGCGCACAUUAUCUAGAAUAUCAGAAAGAAGUACGGCAUCAGAAAAAACAAGCGCUGACGAAGAUUCCACUAAAGCCUGCUCUCGAUCUGAAAGUAUUAAUGAAGAAUCUUUGAACUCCAGUGAUCAUCAAGCCAGUCUUAGUUCUGAUCCUCCUAGUAAUGCAAAUGUAGCUUAUAUUUCUGAUACAGAUAGAAGGACUUCCGCUGAAAUGCCGGAUAUACCAAUAGAUCAAACAAAAAUUAGCGAAAUGUAUGAAAGUAUAAAAGAGUCUGACAAAAUUAGUAAAAAGAAGGAUGAGUCGUGGGAUCAAAAGAAAUCUAGUGGAAGUCCUGAAAAAGCUAGUAAAUCAAUUUUGAAAGCCCCAUUAAAGCAGUCUUCUGCAAGUGAAAGCCAGGAAUCAGACGAUUGGCCCUUACCAGAAUUACCUCCUCUUGUUAGUCCUAAACUAGACCAAGGAGAUAGAAGACGAAGUUCAUCUGAUGACCAGUGGCCGCCAGUACCUUGUAAUUUAUUAGAAACGCCCAUAAUUGAAAAAAUACAUAUAUAUUAUAUGAAUAACGAACCUGAGCAAGCCACAAAGGUUACUCUUCAGUCCGAGAGUUCUAGAGAUAAUUUACAGGGUUCAGAUGACGAUAGUGAUACAUUAAACAACGAUGAUGAUUUAGAGAAGGAUAUUCUAGAAUCUAAAUCUGAAAAAUCAAAAGAUCGUAAUGAAGAAGAAGCAAAAACUGUAAAGGUUAUACCUUAUGAACAAUCUGGAUAUAUGGUGGAACCUUUAGAAAAGCAUGAUGAAUUUACUUGCCUUAAUAAAGGUGUAUCAAAUUAUGAUAAAUCCUGUUUAAGUGGAACUUUAAGUAGGGCUACUUGCCUUAUAAGUGAUAUGGGAUCAUGCUGUUCUCGCGGCGAACAUAAAUCAUUUGUUAUCAAAAGCAAUUUAGAAGAAAAGGUAGUUAUUAGUCAACCUCAAAAGUCGCCCACUAAUCAUAGUCCUAUAUUUGAAGAUCCUGAUGAUGUAUUUGGCGCUGACAGUAAAUCUCUAUCGCCUGAUUUUGAUAGAUUUUCGCAAAUGGGGACACAAAAAUAUUCAUACGGAUCUAAUAAUUCAGACACAUCUAUUGACGACCUUCUGUCGCAAACUGGGGCUGAUGAGACUGUCCGUGCCGCCACUAAGCUGAGUACAAGUAGUGCAGGGACAUGUAAAAGAUGUAGUCACAGUAGUCAUUCGGAGGAGGAAACUAGUUCUUUUGGCACUGAUUUAGACGGAACUGUGAAAAUUGGACUACCUCAAAAAAAAUGUACGCAUAGCUCACAUUCUGAAGAUACAUCAAUUUGCUUAAGCAUUUCAGAGUGGUCAACGGGGACCAAUACUGUGAGGCAAUAUGCUAACCUUUCGGCUUCUGAAAGCAUUUCAGGCGUAUCUGUUCCUAAAAGUGAGAAAUCUGAGAACAUAUCGGGUAAAGCAUAUUCUUCCUCUCAAACAAGUAAAAAAUCUGAACAGAAACCGAAGAAAAUUUCCCAUGGUGAAAUGAGCUCUAAAAGUAGUAGCUUAGAUAAAAGUUCUGAAAAUAUUAAAUACGAUAAAUUAUGUAGUUCUGAUACUACUACAAUAUCUCGGAAAGGUAUAGAUAGCAGCUCUGGGACUAAAAGCGAUAGUACUCUUACAUUAGCUCAGUCUAUUUCCGAUUGGUCAGCUAGCACAAGUCAUACUCUCAUAGUCACCACUCGUGAGGAUCAGCCAGAUACUGACAAUUCCAAAUCUGAACACACAGCAGUUAUGGGACCGCCGCCUGAUAUCGAAGAAAAGAUAGAUUUAGAAAUGGAAUUGGAGAAAUCAUCUUCACCAUCUAAAGAACCUUUCGAAUGUAAAGAGCAUGUGCUUAGAUUAACAGCACCUUAUGCUACCAAAAAUGACAAGUCUUCUUCAAUUAGUUGUAGUGAUAAAUCGGAUAAAUCUAGCUCAAGUUCAUUGAGUAGUUUACAAAAACAUGCUAACGGUGUACUUAGAUUUGAACAAAGGUUGAAAGGCUAUCAGUUACCGCACGACGCAACUCAUGAACGUUAUCAAAAAGGACCUUCAAAGAGUAUGAGUUAUGAGGAGCAAUCUCAUAGAUAUAUGAAACCAACGACUCGUUGUCAAAGUGAGGAUAGUGGUUUUAAACCGUAUGUCGUGGCACCACAGCCUGAAUUAGAUAUCGAUAUGCCGUCUCAGUUGUACAGCCAAGAAGAGAAGCAUAGUGAACGUUAUCAAAGUCAGGAAUUUUCUAAUAUUAUUCGAGAAGAUACUGGUAAUCAAUUUAUAAGAUCUGAUUAUAAACCUUUAGCUAAGCAUGCGAGCUAUGAUGAUAAAACACUUUCUAAAAACCAGAUUAAAGAAUAUAAAUCAUCACAACAAUUUCGUAGUAAGCCUAAAAGUUGGUCGUUUCAUGAACACUAUUUAGCUUCGUCUGAUUUACCAUUGAUAUCUGUACCAGAAAUCCCAUCGGUACAUAGAGAAUUUUCCGAAAAGAAAUCUGGAGAAAGGUCUGGGAAAACACCUCUCUCGCGCUGCUCACCUUACUAUUCUAGCAGUCUGAGUUCCGAAUCCCCACCUAUUCAGCCCUUGAAAACACCCGUAAAAAAAUCGUUUUUAGUUAGAAAUAUUUCUUUAAAGAGCCCACCUAGUGGUAACGACACUGAUAGCUCUCUAGAUGUUAUAAGAGAUCCGCGAGAACGAAUGCGUACAUUUAGACGUAAGAAGCAGGUUACUGGAGCUCGAAAAAAGCAAGAAAAAAUACAAGAUGUUUUGGAGGAGGACUCCACUAAAAGUCAAUAUUCUUCUGAAAGUGAUUUACAUCAAGGAUCCAAGUAUUUAGUUGUAGAAGACACUUUAAGACGGAUGGAGAGUUCGGAAUGUUCUGACAGUUAUGUUCCAGAAGUCGAGUCUGGAUCUUCUGAAGUAUCCAAAGGAGAUUCUAAGAAUUACGACGUACCAGAUCCGGUAAGUUAUUCUGAGGACGAAGGUCAAGGCGAAUAUUCUAAAUAUAAAAGUGCUAACUACGAGGCCCAACAAUUUCCUAUUAGCAUAACUCCCGUCCAGUUUCAAGGAUUUGGAUCUUCUGCUGACGAAGAUGAAAUGGGCUUUCCUCGUUUUGAUAGAUUAGGUCGAUUGCGACACCCUUACCUUGAUACACAGGAACCGAGUUACGUACAAGAGGACAGCCCUCCCAGAGUGUCGUAUUCUAAUAAAAGCAGUCGCCAAUCCUCUUUGAAGAAAGGGAAGUCGGGUUACCGUCAAUCCGAAGAGAUGUCUCUCGGGGAGCCUUCUGGACAACAUCAGCCAAGAGCAAUAUUUUACGAUGAACAGAGUGAUAGAGAUGAUUCUGACGACUACGCUUAUCCUAUCGAUACUAUUAAAAGAGCGCCAAAAAUGACAAAAUCUGGAAGUUACUUAUUCGAGCGCGGCGAGUCCGUAGCCUAUUCAGAUACCGAACUGCCUCAGGAUAAGGACGAAUAUGAGGAAUAUAGAGGCAGUCCUUAUCCAGAGCAAUACGAAGAAGCCGAUAUGUUCCAGACACAGGAGUGUUAUCCUCAGUACGAACACGACAUAGAGGGUGGGGAUGAUAAUGAGGACCAUUACACUAGAGAUCUCGACCAACGUUUCAGCUUGAACAAUGUGGAACGAUUUUAUUCCAGUCAUUACGUUGACUCGCAAGCCUCUAGCGACAGUCCCGAACAAAAGUUUGAUGUAUCUACUCUUCCUCCUCCUCUUUGCUCCGAUGAUGAAAAUGAUUAAGUUCGCUUUCAGAAUAUUAAAGCCUUCAGAGUUUUGUUCGGUUGUUGUCACUACUUAUUUCGUCGGAUCGACGUCAAUGCGAGCGUGCUAAUUACUAUGCGUUUCGAGAUUUAAAUUCUAAUUACGCAAUUGUUAUAAUUGAUAUUUGAUAUUAGGGUAAUCAUUAUAUUGAAUAUUUACAUUGUCAUUUUGACUAAUUAGUAAAAAUGAAUUAAAAAAAUAUAUUUAGUGCCAAAUCCGGAUAGCGCGACCCUUUUGAGUAACGUGUGUAAUGCGGACUUAUACCUACCUGUAG
This is a messenger RNA of Achroia grisella, 11368 nucleotides long. RefSeq lists its product as uncharacterized. The transcript has a single exon. Lineage: Eukaryota; Metazoa; Arthropoda; Insecta; Lepidoptera; Pyralidae. The record is from RefSeq and is a predicted model, not a curated record. Bases 16 to 11073 code for a protein of 3685 amino acids. Gene Ontology annotation, molecular function: guanyl-nucleotide exchange factor activity.